This is a messenger RNA of Ceratotherium simum simum (southern white rhinoceros), 3173 nucleotides long. The record is from RefSeq and is a predicted model, not a curated record. Lineage: Eukaryota; Metazoa; Chordata; Mammalia; Perissodactyla; Rhinocerotidae.
CAAAACCUGGGAAUUAAUCCAGCCAAUAUUGGAUUCAGCGCACUGACCAUGGAAUCUGACAAAUUUAUAUGUGUCCGAGAGAAAGCUAGCGAGCAGGCGCAGGUAGUGAUUAUUGACAUGAGUCAUCCAAUGGCGUCAAUCAGACAGCCUGUCUCUGCAGGAAGUGCCAUCAUGAACCCAGCCUCUAAGGUGAUAGCUCUGAAAGCUGGGAAGACACUUCAAAUCUUUAAUAUUGAGAUGAAGAGUAAAAUGAAGUCUCAUACGAUGGCAGAAGAGGUAGUUUUCUGGAAGUAGGUCACUGUGAACACUGUUGCCCUGGUGACCGAGACCACAGUCUACCACUGGAGCAUGGAAGGUGACUCCCAGCCUGUGAAGAUGUUUGAUAGACAUGCCAAUCUGGCAGGGUGCCAGAUGAUCCACUACCAGACCGAUGAGUACCAGAAGUGGCUACUCCUCAUUGGCGUCUCAGCUCAGCAAAAUCUUGUGGUUGGAGCAAUGCAGCUCUACUCUGUGGAUAGGAAGGUUUCCCAACCCAUAGAAGGCCAUGCUGCUGCUUUUGCAGAGUUCACGAGUGAGGGCACUGCCAAGCCUGCCACUCUUUUCUGCUUUGCUGUACGCAGUCCCACAGGGGGCAAGAUUGGAGGUAAACGUGGUGUUAUUUACUUGAUCACAAAGUAUGGCUAUCUUCAUAUGUAUGACCUCGAGUCUGGUGUGUGCAUCUACAUGAACCGUAUUAGUGCUGACACAGUCUUUGUAACUGCUCCACAUGAACCUACCUCUGGAAUUAUUGGUGUCAACAAAAAGGGACAGGUGCUGUCAGUUUGUGUGGAAGAAGAUAACAUUGUGAGUUAUGCAACCAACGUGCUUCAGAAUCCAGACCUUGGUCUGUGUUUCGCCAUUCGUAGUAACCUGGCUGGGGCAGAGGAGUUAUUUAUGAGAAAAUGCAGUACCCUGUUUGCACAGGGGAACUAUGCUGAAGGUGCCAAAGUAGUGGUGUUUGCACCAAAGGGAAUCCUACGUACCAGCGACACGGUUCGAAGUUCCAGAGUAUUCCUGCCCAGCCUGGGCAGGCUUCUGCUUUGCUCCCGUACUUUGGAAUCCUCCUUGACCAGGGUUGGCUAUGCCCCAGACUGGAUCUUUUUGCUGAAGAGUGUGAUGAGGAUCAGUCCAGACCAGGGCCUGCAGUUUUCUCAAAUGCUCAUGCAGGAUGAGGAGUCAUUGGGCAACAGUAACCAGAUUGUAGACGUUUUCAUGGAAAACAGUUUAAUUCAGCAGUGUACUUCCUUCUUGUUGGAUGCCUUGAAGAAUAAUCGCCCAUCUGAGGGGCUCCUCCAGACUCGCCUGUUGGAGAUGAACUUGAUUCAUGCACCCCAGAUUAUUCUUGUUUCUCGGUGGCUCAUCACCUUCUUUGGCUCCUUGUUGGUGGAGGAUUCUCUGGCGUGCCUGCGUGCUCUGCUGUCUGCCAGCAUCAGACAGAACCUUCAGCUGUGUGUGCAGGUGGCCUCCAAGUACCACAAACAGCUGGGCAUGCAGUCCCUGGUGGAACUGUUUGAAUCCUUCAAGAGUUACGAAGGCCUGUUCUACUUCCUGGGUUCAAUUGUGAACUUCAGCCAGGAUCCAGAAGUGCACUUGAAAUACAUUCAGGCCACCUGUAAGACAAGGCAGAUCAAGGAGGUGGAGAGGAUAUGCUGGGAGAAUAAUUGCUACAACCCAGAGUGGGUGAAGAACUUCCUAAAGGUUUGCAAUGAGAAUUCUCUGUUCAAAAGCGAGGCCCACUACCUGGUUCGCAGGAAGGAUCCAGAGCUCUGGGCUCACAUUCUUGAGGAGACCAACCCGUUCAGGAGACAGCGAUUGACCAGAACGGCAUUGUCUGAAACACAGGAUCCUGAAGAGGUCUCAGUCACUGUCAAGGCCUUCAUGACAGCUGACCUGCCUAAAGAACUGAUUGAGCUGCUGGAAAAGAUUGUUCUGGGUAACUCUGUCUUCAGUGAGCACAGGAAUCUCCAGAAUCUGCUGAUCCUGACCGCCAUCAAGGCAGACCGCAUGCGGGUCAUGGAAUACAUAAGCCGCCUGGACAACUGUGAUGCCCCAGACAUUGCACGCAUCGCUGUCAGCAGUGCACUGUAUGAGGAGGCGUUCGCCAUCUUCCGCAAGUUUGAUGUGAACGCUUCUGCAAUCCAGGUUCUGAUAGAGCACGUUGGAAAUCUAGACCGAGCAUACGAGUUUGCGGAGAGAUGCAAUGAGCCUGCUGUGUGGAGUCAGCUGGCCCAUGCCCAGCUCCAGAAGGACUUGGUAAAGGAAGCCAUCGACUCCUACAUCAGAGCUGAUGACCCUUCCUCUUACCUGGAGGUCAUUCAGGCAGCCAGCAGAAGCAACAAUUGGGAGGAUCUGGUUAAAUUCCUGCAGAUGGCCAGGAAAAAGGGCUGCAGAUCCUAUAUAGAGACUGCUAAAACCAGCUGUCUGUCUGAGCUAGAAGAUUGUAUUAAUGGACCCAACAGUGCUCACAUCCAGCAGGAGGGAGACCACUGUAACAAGGAGGGAAUGUACGAGGCUGCCAAGCUGCUGUACAGCAGUAUUUCUAACUUUGCCCUCCUGGCUUCUACCCUGGUCCACCUUGGGGAGUAUCAGGCAGCGGUGGCCAGCAGCACACGGACGUGGAGGGGGGUGUGCUUUGCCUGUGUGGACGGGCAGGAGUUCCAUCUCGCACAAUUGUGUGGUCUUCGCAUCGUCAUUCAUGCAGAUGAGCUGGAGGAACUGAUACGCUGUUACCAGGAUCAGGGCUACUUUGAGGAGCUGAUCUCCUUGCUGAAGGCAACCCUGGGCCUGGAGCGGGCCCACAUGGGCAUCACAGAGCUGGCCAUCCUCUACUCCAAAUUCAAGCCGCAGAAGAUGCAGGAACACCUGGAGCUCUUCUGGUCCCGUGUCAACAUCCUGAAGGUAAUCUGGCCCUCCUCAAGGUUCUGGCUGCCGUAUGCAUGCCUGGCACAAGCUCGACCCUCGGCCGUGGCCGUCCCGCCAGGUGCUGAGAGCUGCGGAGCAGGCGCAUCUCUGGGCAGAGCUGGUGUUCCUCUAUGACAAAUACAAGGAGUAUGACAGCGCCGUGCUCACCAUGAUCAAUCACCCUGCUGAUGCCUGGAGAGAAGGGCAGUUCAAGGACAUCAUUACCAAGGUAA